AUGUCGAUAAAGAAGCUUGUCGAAGGUGACAUGAUCGAACUCACCCAUGGUUGUAGUGCUAUUGUUGACAGUGCUAUUGUGGAAAAGAAAGAUGAUCCUGGAGUUUUCCUAAUUCCUUGUACCAUUGGAAUGCAUAUGUUUGCAAAAGCCCUAUGCGACCUUUGUGCAAGUAUCAACCUAAUGCCCUUUGUCAUCUAUAAGAUGGUUGGUUUGAAUGCCCCUACCCCAAUAUAUAUGAGACUCUUAAUGGUGGAUCAUUCUAUCAAAAGGCCGGUGGGAAUUUUAUAUGAUAUCCUAGUUAAAGUGGACAAGUUUAUACUUUUGGCGGAAUUUGUGGUCUUGGACUGUGAAAUAGGUCAAACGGUACCUAUCAUUCUUGGUCAUCUAUUUUUACCCACUGGAACUUCUAUUGUCGAUUUAGAAAUGAGGGAGAUAAACUUUAGGUUGCAAGAGAAUGAGGUUACUUUCAAGGUUGGUAAGACGUAA
This is a messenger RNA of Capsicum annuum, 486 nucleotides long. RefSeq lists its product as uncharacterized. Bases 1 to 486 code for a protein of 161 amino acids. Lineage: Eukaryota; Viridiplantae; Streptophyta; Magnoliopsida; Solanales; Solanaceae. The record is from RefSeq and is a predicted model, not a curated record. The transcript has a single exon.